UCAAGGGGAGAGGUGUUAGACUCCUUGGGUACAACCUCAUCUCGCACACGACACUCGACUCGACUCGAUACAUCGACGGCCCUCUCGAGCCUCCCCCUCCAAUUGCGCCCCCCGAUCGACUUUUGGCGCAUUGUCUUGUUCACGAGCCCGCCCAUCAUGAAGUUCCUCCUGCCCCUGCUGUCGCUCAGCGCAGCUGCGAAUGCGCUGCACUUCUUCAUCGACGGCGUCACCCCCAAGUGUUUCUACGAGGAGCUCCCCAAGGACACUCUUGUCGUGGGACACUACACUGCUGAGGAGUGGGAUGAUCGGGUCAACGCCUGGGUCAAGCACGACGGCAUCAGCAUCUACAUCAAUGUCGACGAAAUCUUCGACAACGACCACCGUGUCGUCUCCCAGCGCGGCGCUGCCUCGGGCCGCUUCACCUUCUCCGCCGCCGACGCCGGAGACCACAAGCUGUGCUUCACGCCGUCGUCCAAUUCUGGCCGCACCGGCUGGCUCUCGGCCUCGAAACCCAACGGCGGCAUCAAGCUGACCCUCGACCUCGUCAUCGGCGAGACCAACCAGAUUGAGAGCAGCGACAAGGGAAAGAUCCAGGACAUCACAACACGUGUCAAGGACCUCAACGCCCGCCUCAACGACAUCCGAAGAGAGCAGGUCUUCCAGCGUGAGCGAGAGGCCGAGUUCCGAGAUCAGUCCGAGUCUACAAACGCCCGUGUCAUCCGCUGGAUCGUCAUCCAGCUCAUCGUCCUCGGCGUCACCUGCGCCUGGCAGCUCUCGCAUCUCCGAUCCUUCUUUAUCAAGCAGAAGCUCACUUAA
This is a messenger RNA of Fusarium falciforme, 816 nucleotides long. RefSeq lists its product as hypothetical. Gene Ontology annotation, cellular component: COPII-coated ER to Golgi transport vesicle; endoplasmic reticulum-Golgi intermediate compartment; Golgi apparatus. The record is from RefSeq and is a predicted model, not a curated record. The coding region runs from base 157 to 816 and encodes 219 amino acids. The transcript has 3 exons. NCBI's taxonomy places the organism in Eukaryota, Fungi, Ascomycota, Sordariomycetes, Hypocreales, Nectriaceae. Gene Ontology annotation, biological process: endoplasmic reticulum to Golgi vesicle-mediated transport; Golgi organization; intracellular protein transport.